Mycena citricolor is the source of this 609-nucleotide messenger RNA. NCBI's taxonomy places the organism in Eukaryota, Fungi, Basidiomycota, Agaricomycetes, Agaricales, Mycenaceae. The record is from the annotation of a GenBank genome assembly.
AUGCUCAACAGCCUCUCAAUCUUCACUCGCCUUGCCGUCGUCUUUGCUUUCUGUUCCGUCACCGUUCUCGCCGUUACGGACGCUGCUCCAACUUCGCCCACCCAAAAUCCUGUCCUCCGGACAUUGACCGCACACACCAUGCAGCUCGUGGAAGUGACUACGCCGGUGUCCUAUGAUGAAGUCACCGCGCGCCUGUACGCGCUUCUGGGCCCAUUGAAUUCUGCGGACGUUCUUCACGGCGCCACCUCUGUUGCUGAUCUUCAGGAAAGAGUCGGGGCCGUGCUAGGUUCCAGUGGAUUUAUGCACUUCAUCGAAUUCGACCACGGCGCCUGGCAUCAACUUUUCUACUCGACUCCUACUCCGCGAUUCAAGAUCUACGUCUUUGGCAAUCCUCUCAUUGCUGAAACGAUGGUCCAAUUCGACCUCCGUGCCGGAUACAACGUGCCACCCCGUCUGAUGAUCAUAGAGAACGGGAAUGGAACGAAGAUUGUCCACCAUCUUUUGUCUUCCGUCAUUGAUAUGUCGGGGCCGGCCAACCUGACGGUGGCCGCCGCGGCUUUGGAUUCACGAUUUGCGGCCUUCGUGAACAACAUAACAGCUGCUGUGUGA